Neomonachus schauinslandi (Hawaiian monk seal) is the source of this 2977-nucleotide messenger RNA. It is a transcript of the gene LRP8, whose product is annotated as LDL receptor related protein 8. Lineage: Eukaryota; Metazoa; Chordata; Mammalia; Carnivora; Phocidae. The coding region runs from base 1 to 2895 and encodes 964 amino acids. The transcript has 19 exons. The record is from RefSeq and is a predicted model, not a curated record. Gene Ontology annotation, molecular function: calcium ion binding; protein binding.
AUGGGCCGCCCCGAGCGGGGCGCGCUCCGGCCGCUGGCGCCGCUGCAGCUGCUGCUGCUGCUGCUGCUGCUGCUGCUGUUGCGGCUCCAACAUCUCGCGGCGGCGGCGGCGGAUCCACAGCGCGGCGGCCAAGGGCCGGUCAAAGAGUGCGAAGAGGACCAAUUCCGGUGCCGGAAUGAGCGCUGCAUCCCCUCCGUGUGGAGAUGCGACGAGGACGACGACUGCUCGGACAACAGCGACGAGGACGACUGCCCCAAGAAGACCUGUGCAGACAGCGACUUCACCUGUGGCAACGGCCACUGCAUCCCAGAGCGGUGGAAGUGUGAUGGCGAGGAGGAGUGUCCUGAUGGCUCUGAUGAGUCCGAGACUACGUGCACCAAGCAGGUGUGUCCUGCAGAGAAGCUGAGCUGUGGACCCGCCAGCCACAAGUGUGUGCCCGCCUCGUGGCGCUGCGACGGGGAGAAGGACUGCGAAAGUGGAGCGGACGAGGCCGGCUGUGCCACCUUGUGCGCCCCGCACGAGUUCCAGUGCAGCAACCGAUCCUGCCUGGCCGCCGUGUUCGUGUGCGACGGUGACGACGACUGCGGCGACGGCAGCGACGAGCGCGGCUGCGCCGACCCGGCCUGCGGGCCCCGCGAGUUCCGCUGCGGCGGCGGCGGCGCCUGCAUCCCCGAGCGCUGGGUCUGCGACCGCCAGUUCGACUGCGAGGACCGCUCGGACGAGGCGGCCGAGCUGUGCGGCCGCGCGGGCCCCGGGGCCACCGCCGCGCCCGCCGCCUGCGCCGCCGCCGCCCAGUUCGCCUGCCGCAGCGGCGAGUGCGUGCACCUGGGCUGGCGCUGCGACGGCGACCGCGACUGCAAGGACAAGUCGGACGAGGCCGACUGCCCUCUGGGGACCUGCCGUGGGGACGAGUUCCAGUGUGGGGAUGGGACUUGUGUCCCUACGAUCAAGCGCUGCAACCAGGAACAGGACUGUCCGGACGGGAGUGAUGAAGCUGGCUGCCUGCAGGGGCUGAACGAGUGUCUGCACAACAAUGGUGGCUGCUCCCACAUCUGCACAGACCUCAAGAUCGGCUUUGAGUGCACAUGCCCAGCAGGCUACCAACUCCUAGACCAGAAGACCUGCGGUGACAUUGACGAGUGUGAGGACCCCGAUGCCUGCAGCCAGAUCUGUGUCAACUACAAGGGCUACUUUAAGUGCGAGUGCCACCCUGGCUACGAGAUGGACACGCUGACCAAGAACUGCAAGGCUGUUGCUGGCAGAAGCCCGUCGCUGAUCUUCACCAACCGGCAUGAAGUGCGGAGGAUAGACCUGGUGAAGCGGGACUACUCGCGCCUCAUCCCCAUGCUCAAGAACGUCGUGGCACUGGAUGUCGAAGUUGCCACCAAUCGCAUCUACUGGUGUGACCUCUCCUACCGCAAGAUCUACAGCGCCUACAUGGACAAGGCCAGCGACCCAGCAGAGCAGGAGGUCCUCAUGGAUGAGCAGCUGCACUCUCCAGAGGGCCUGGCGGUGGACUGGGUCCACAAGCACAUCUACUGGACUGACUCAGGCAAUAAGACCAUCUCUGUGGCCACAAUUGAUGGCGGCCGCCGCUGCACUCUCUUCAGCCGUGACCUCAGUGAACCCCGGGCCAUCGCAGUCGACCCCCUGAGAGGGUUCAUGUAUUGGUCUGACUGGGGGUACCAGGCCAAGAUCGAGAAGUCUGGACUCAAUGGUGUGGACCGGCAAACACUGGUAUCAGACAACAUUGAAUGGCCCAAUGGAAUCACCCUGGAUUUGCUGAACCAGCGCUUGUAUUGGGUGGACUCCAAGCUUCACCAACUAUCCAGCAUUGACCUCAGUGGAGGCAACAGGAAGAUGCUGAUUUCCUCCCCUGACUUCCUGAGCCAUCCUUUCGGGAUAGCUGUGUUUGAGGACAAGGUGUUCUGGACAGACCUGGAGAAUGAGGCCAUUUUCAGUGCAAAUCGGCUCAAUGGCCUGGAAAUCUCCGUCCUUGCUGAGAACCUGAAUAACCCACAUGACAUUGUCAUCUUCCAUGAGCUGAAGCAGCCAAGAGCUGCAGAUGCCUGCGAGCUGAGUGCCCAGCCCAAUGGCGGCUGUGAGUACCUGUGCCUUCCUGCUCCUCAGAUCUCCAGCCCCUCUCCCAAGUACACGUGUGCCUGUCCUGACACCAUGUGGCUGGGCCCAGACAUGAAGAGGUGCUACCGAGCACCUCAAUCUACCUCAACUACGACGUUAGCUCCGACCACAACGAGGACACUAGCCGACACCACGAGAACCCCUGGGACCACUGUCCACAGCCUCACCUACCAGAACCGCAGCACAGAGACACCAAGCCUGGCAGCUGUGGUCCCAAGCUCAGUUGGUGUCCCCAGGGCUCCCAGCAUCAAGCCAUCUACCCCAAGCCCUGCGACCAGCAACCACUCCCAGCACUAUGGGAAUGAAGGCGGCAAGAUGGGCUCAACAGUCACUGCUGCGGUCAUUGGGAUCCUCGUGCCCAUGGCGGUAAUAGCCCUGCUGUGCAUGAGUGGCUACCUGAUCUGGAGAAACUGGAAGCGGAAGAACACCAAAAGCAUGAAUUUCGACAACCCGGUGUACAGGAAAACAACAGAAGAAGAGGACGAAGAUGAGCUCCACAUAGGGAGAACUGCUCAGAUUGGCCAUGUCUAUCCUGCAGCAAUCAGCAGCUUUGAUCACCCACUGUGGGCAGAGCCCUGUCUUGGGGAGACCAGAGAACUGGAAGACCCAGCCCCUGCCCUCAAGGAGCUUUUUGUCUUGCCGGGGGAACCAAGGUCACAGCCGCACCAACUCCCGAAGAACCCUCUUUCCGAGCUGCCUGUCGUCAAGUGCAAGCGAGUGGCAUUAAGCCUUGAAGAUGAUGGACUGCCCUGAGGAUGGGACCACUCCCUUCGUGCCUCAUGGAAUUCAGUCCCAUGCACUACACUCUCUGGAUGGUGUAUGCCUGGAUGAAGGG